GUUUAUCAAAUUUUAAAAAAAGAUAAAUUUUAGAAUAGUGCAGCUGUUAAUGAAAUGUGUGUGGAUAUUUUGACCCCGUACACAAUAUUACGGUAUUUCUUCAUUUCAAAUCCACUUAGUAGACAGAAGAUGGCCACCGGAGGGGAGCAUAACUACCACCAAAAUAUACAAAAUCUGUACAAAGAAUGUGUUACUCCCGUUUUAAAGACAUUGUUACUGCAAAGGGUAAAAGAGCUCAAAGAACCAAAUCAACCAGACGAAAAAUGGACUGUUAACCUGUUCUUACAUAAACACAAAAGGCAAUUAUUUCCAUGUUUAAGGACUGAACAUUUAGAAGAUGUGCUCUACCCUUUCGAAGAACCUACUAAUAUGGACAAUUGGGAUUUUACUACAUAUGUGCUUGUUCUUCUACAGGUGUGUAAGCUAAGUGAAAAUCUACAGCAAGAUCUAAUAAAUUUGGACGAACUUGCGAAAAAGAUACAGUUGAAGCCAAAAAAUGAACUGUCAGAGGGGAUUUACUACGCAUAUCAGGACCGCAUACGAUGUCGCAUUACUCAAAUUUGUAAAAGUUUGGAUGAUGGAGGAAAUAGCCAUAAUAUAUUAUCAAGAUUUGAAGAAGUACGUCCACUGACUUCAAGAAGCAAAUACCCAAAUGGUUUCGCUCAGAAAUUUGAAAAGGAUGUUCAAGUCGUUAGUCAGUGUGAUACCGAUGCAAUAACAUAUUUGGAAUGGAUCGAAGACAAAUUGAAGAAAAUUGAAGUAAAUCCGCUAGUACCAGAACUUGAGGUUGUUGUUAUUCUGAAGCACUACAAUGAAAGAGAUGAGCAAAGGGUGUCAAGGUACAUCGAAACUGCUUUCAUGGAAGCCGUUAGGAAGUAUGACGUUGCUGUUUCCACUUCUCUAGAUAAGGUAUGGAAAAAGUUGAUACACGUAAACGGGAUAGAGAGAGUGAAAGCAGUGUCAGCAGCAUUGGAGAACUUGAUGCGGGUAAUGAAGUGGAGAAAUGCAGCACGAGCAAACAAAAGAAUAAAAAGGGGAGAAAAGAAAACCAGGGAGCAAGCAGAGGUGAAAGAAAGGGACGCAGAUAAAACAAAACAGGUGUUUGUAGAUCUAGAGGGAACUAUUAUUACACAAGCAGGGUAUAUAAAUGAAAUUGAUCAGUAUGGAAGAAGAAGUAAUGUGAUUAUAUCUGGAAUAAAGGAAGGGGCAGGGUCAAGUAUCGAAACGCCCGAGGAAACAUCAAAAAUGGUUAUUAAAACCCUGAACGAAAAUAUCAAGAGCCUAGAUAUGGCGAUGAAAGAUAUAGACAUGUGCCACAGACUCGGACGCCCCAGUGACAGAGCUAGGCCAAUAAUUGUGAGAUACAUCUCCAGGAUGGACAGAAACAUCCUAUUGAAACGGAGAAAAGAACUAAAAGAUGAGAAAGGAUUUAACCCUAAACAAGUAGAUGGGGCAGUCUCUAAGUCUUUACUUGUGGAAGAAAAUAUACAAUUCUAUGUCAAAAGAUUGUUCGAAGGACAACAAAGAAUAACGUCAGUGACAAGAGGAUGUGUGAAACUCAAGAUUCAAUGCGAAACAGUCAGGGCAGUAAUUGAUUUGUUGGAACAGAGCAUAACUGGACUCCUUACUUUCAACCUAGCGACGUUGGAGGAUAAAAUUCGGCUGUUCCAAGGACAUGAGCUGUUUGAUAUUUACGUUGGUGUUACGAGAGAAAGCUGCUGGAAACUGGUCAACGAAUUGAAGACUGUCGCAUUCGGGGGAUACAGGCAAGGAAGACUUCAUGAGAAGCUGACAAUUAAUCACAAACGGAUUGAAGAUGGACAGAAGAUAGUAAUAAAAUCCAGACCCACCACAGUGACAAGCGUGCAGGACCUUCGUCGCAUCGUUUCUUCUAACGAGAGAAUGCAAACAUGCAGAAAAUUGAGUGAACUUCUAACGAGGCAGCUGCCAUUAAGUGAAGGAACAAUCAACGUGUCUUUGGAUGUCAUACCAGACAUUGAGGUCAAAUCAAAAUAUGAUCCUGACUUCAGAAAAUGGAAAGAAGACGAAACAUUGGACACCAUUGCAGACACAAAGAAGAAUUACUUCAAAUGCCUGCACCAUGUAUAUCCCAAACGAGUUGUUUCAGAGUCGGGUAGCAAAUCAGUUGACAUAAUUAAUGAGGAUUCAAGUUCUCAUCCCCCGCAUACUUAUCCAAAAACACCGCUUCAUUUUGGGGGCGAGACGACUGAAGUCAGCAAGAGGAUGCACAUGAAAUUGCAAAGGCAAAAAGACGAGAUGAAGCAAGAACUAGAGCAGCUAGCCAUCCUUCCUGACACGCUCGACCUAGAACUAGAGCGACUACUCAUUCGAGAGCAGACAGCUUUGCCCUAUGCGGCAGAUCAGGAUCUGUGUAUGAAGAGUCUGACGAACCCGGAAAUCUCCUCAUGGAACAAGGAUAAAGAAAAGAAAGAGAUUCGAGCAAUUAAGGUAAAAUCAUAUGAACCAGACUCCAUCAAGUUGAAAGAGGACAAAACGUAA
Molecule: messenger RNA, 2520 nt
Organism: Mya arenaria
Lineage: Eukaryota; Metazoa; Mollusca; Bivalvia; Myida; Myidae
Exons: 15
Coding region: 55-2520 (821 amino acids)
Source: RefSeq, a predicted model, not a curated record